Molecule: messenger RNA, 894 nt
Organism: Leptomonas pyrrhocoris
Lineage: Eukaryota; Euglenozoa; Kinetoplastea; Trypanosomatida; Trypanosomatidae
Product: putative viscerotropic leishmaniasis antigen
Exons: 1
Coding region: 1-894 (297 amino acids)
Molecular function (GO): protein binding
Source: RefSeq, a predicted model, not a curated record
AUGAAUGACGAACUUCAUGCUUUAGUAGCCUCCGCUGAGCCGGCGGCGCGGUCGUUGAUGGUGACGGAUGAGCACGCGGCGCGCACGGCCUUAACGAACGACGAGAGUGAAGACCGCGACGCCGCCGGCAAGGCUGCUGCUGCGGCGGAAAGGGACCUCGUCGACGCCGCCGCCGGCUACAAUGCGGAGUACCGCGAGCGAAUGAUGGCCAAAGCCCUGCCCGAUUUUAACGUGCCGCCGCCACGGCCCUUCAUUGGCUUCUCGCUGGCCGAAGAUGUGAAACGAGGGAUUUUGGUGGUGGAUGGGUUGUACAAGGGCGGGCCGGCCUACCAAACGGGCAUUCGCAUUGGGGACAUCCUGCUGCGUGUCUGCGGCGUGGCGGUGAACACGAUUGCUGAGGCCCGCCGGGUGGUGGACGCGCGCUGCCGCUGCGGCCGCGUAGCGCCCUUCACCCUCGUUACCCAGAUGAACCAGCAGUACAGCGUGGCGUUGUGGAUCAUGACGGCGGAUCCUCAGCACAGCGAAAAGCCCUUCUUUUUUGAUGUCCACCUGCACGACCGUCUGGAGAGCCCGCGCAAGAAGAACAUCGUCGAGUCGAUGGACGUGCUGCGAACGCCGGCCGUGUCCGCCGACAACACACCACGCACGUCACCUGCGCGCGAGACGACGCCGCGGUCGCGGCAAGAGCUGUAUGUGUCACCCGCCUCUUCAUUUGCCGCCGUGACCCCGCAGCGGCCUACGAUGCCGGCGCCAAGGAGCUCACACCGCCGCGGCAACGACGACAGCGGUGGCUUUGACGAUGAUGUGAGGUCGGCGGCAACGGCGACGGGCUCAAACGGACUGUCGCCGGGGCGGGGCGAGUCGAAACCGCGGCACCGUAUGCUGCAGAACUGA